AUGGUGUUCAAGGGAUACUUGAACAAUCCAGACUCUGGGGACUUGGCAGUUUGGCAUCCCAAUGGAUACAUCAAGAUCAAGGAUCGAGCCAAGGAUAUUAUCAUUUCUGGAGGAGAGAACAAUAGCAGCCUGGAAGUGGAGAGCAUCUUGUACAGGCAUCCAGCAGUGUUGGAAGCUGCUGUGGUGGCGCAGCCAGAUGAGCAGUGGUCCAUGUGCGUUUGUGUCCCUCAAGCACAGCGUGAGUCUCCAUGUGCGUUUGUGUCCCUCAAGCACGGCGUGAGAAGCAACAAGGAGGAGAUACUCUUGUCGUAUCGACAGCAUUUACCGAAGUUCAUGGUGCCAAAGAGCAUCGUCAUUCUCACAGCCUUGGACAAAACUGCAACUGGCAAGAUCCAAAAACAGGUGCUGUGCAGCAAAGCAAGAGCUCUUGGCAGUGUCAAGUAAAUCAGCAAGCUCUACAAGCCAACUAUUGAACUUGUAAAGCUUGAAAUCGUUCAUGGCCUGGAAAAUCCCC
Selaginella moellendorffii is the source of this 514-nucleotide messenger RNA. Its product is annotated as acetate/butyrate--CoA ligase AAE7, peroxisomal. The transcript has 2 exons. The record is from RefSeq and is a predicted model, not a curated record. Bases 1 to 444 code for a protein of 147 amino acids. Lineage: Eukaryota; Viridiplantae; Streptophyta; Lycopodiopsida; Selaginellales; Selaginellaceae.